GCCUUAUCACAAGGAGGCCGACACUGGUGUGUGUGUGUUUAGUUCGCCCCUACCGCCUCGAUUCAGGCCCGAAGGGAGUGCCUGAGCGGCCAUCGUUGUUUUUAACCCCCGUCAAUUCCGAAAGUUCUUUGUAGCAAUGGAAGCACCGAACGGACAUCGCGCGUUGGUCAGGGGCUUCGACGGAAUCUCAGAGGACGAGACGAUCACCUUUUGCGGCCAACUUCCCGACGGAACCUACUGCAACCUGUGCCGAAACGUCUUUCCUUUCCUGCGUCGAGACCCAGACGACCACUACUUCUGCGAAUCGUGCACGCAAAUGUCCACUACGGACGGUGUGUUCGAGUGCCCCGAAGACGGUACCUUAUAUUCUUUCGAGCUGCAGCUCGCUCCUAAAGUUGCGGUGUCCCAUAAAGUUCGAACCCUGUCUCUGUACUGCCCUCAGUCUCCCAAAGAUAAUCCGAUCAAGAUCCCGUUCUCCGCACUAAAGGCACACAUGAAUCGUUGCCAAUGUGCGAUUGCUGCAAGAGAGCAAGGCAAGGCAGUGUCUAGCCCACGGCCCCAUCCGGUCACAUUGCCUCCGAACAAGAACGUCGCAGACGGGGUGGCAACCAAGCAUGGCGUGGGAGUGCCUGAAAAGUCAGCACAGAAGACUCAAGAAGAGGAUGCGACCCCACCCAUUGUUGAAACGAAAGUCAUCUGUCCAUAUUGCGAGAAGUGGUUUCUCAAGAGUGAAGUCGCCUCCCACAUAAAGCAGAAAACAUGUACCGGAAUGCCACAACAGCAAUCGUUGUCGAGCUCAACUCUAGUGCAACCACAAUUUGAGGAGGAUUCGCGCAGCAGCCCGACGAUCGAGAUGGAAUACGUGGGCUCAGAUCAGCGAUUCGUGCCCCACAACGAUCCACGUGAUAUGCAGGUCGACAGCAGCCCUGUAGAUGGAGGACCCAAGAGUGCCACGAAAGACAGAUAUGAUGAAAGAAUUGCCCGUUUGGAAGAACAAGUAGAAUACCUAUCAAAGCAACUGCAAAAGGUCACAAACGAUUUGAAGAAAGUCCACUACAUACUGAACAUAUUGGCCCCACACAUCCCGUCGGUGGAAAAACUAUACCCCAACCUUCGCACGGACGAUUGACAAGGGACCCCAUGUUGACGGCCGUUGGCAGCGUUUCAAAAGUCACGAUUUUAAUCGGUACACAGAGUUCGUACGAUGUUUUCGAAGCUUCAGCCAAUAUAACCAAGAUUUUUUUCCA
Messenger RNA from Ixodes scapularis (black-legged tick), 1247 nucleotides. RefSeq lists its product as uncharacterized. The record is from RefSeq and is a predicted model, not a curated record. The coding region runs from base 137 to 1129 and encodes 330 amino acids. The transcript has 9 exons. NCBI's taxonomy places the organism in Eukaryota, Metazoa, Arthropoda, Arachnida, Ixodida, Ixodidae.